Molecule: messenger RNA, 336 nt
Organism: Dujonia railenensis
Lineage: Eukaryota; Fungi; Ascomycota; Pichiomycetes; Serinales; Debaryomycetaceae
Source: the annotation of a GenBank genome assembly
AUGUCGUCGUCUGUUCCAUACGAUCCAUAUGUCCCCAAUCAAAAUACAUCCGAGCAAUCCAACUCGAGGACUGCUGCAAUCCAAGCUCAAAUUGAUGACACAGUUGGAAUCAUGAGAGAUAACAUCAACAAGGUUGCGGAACGUGGUGAGCGUUUAGAUUCCAUUGAGAAUAAAACCGAUAACUUGGCUAUUUCUGCACAAGGGUUCCGUCGUGGUGCCAAUAGAGUUCGUAAGGAUAUGUGGUGGAAAGACAUGAAGAUGAGAAUGUGUCUUAUUUUAGGUGUUAUCAUUGUGUUGGUUGUUAUCAUUGUUCCUAUCGUUGUUCAUUUUACAUAG